CUUCGUCCAUCCGGGUUCAUUUCUCUCGUGCUGUCUUGCAAGCAUGGAGCUCCACGGCGAACGUGUGUCCGGACCCACAGCUUCGUCGUCUUCUGGAGACUGCUCGCAGGUCACGGUGUCCAGGGAGCUGCUGACCGCGGGGAGCGAGGGUUCCGGAGGUAUCUGGGACCAAUUGCUCAUCAGCUCUAAGCCUCAUUCCAAGAAGACUUCUGCUCUUCAAACAGUUAGGAUUCAGAGGAGCCCUUUGUUAGACCAGGUUCAGGCCUUCCUCCCACAGAUGGCUCAGGCAAAUGAAAAGCUACGAAAGGAAAUGAUGGAUGCUCCAGCUGAUUGCUUCAAUAUCGAGAAUAUUGAUGGAACAUCCGGAAACAUCAUACAGAUGGAUGUGGCCUUAUUUGAGAUGAACCAGUCAGAUUCAAAAGAAGAGGACAGCUCAGAAGAGAGCUCACAGGACGGCUCUGAGGACAGCUCAGAGUCUGAAGAUGAAGACUACAUCCCCUCCGAAGUCACCAUAGACACCAUAAAGCUUCCGAAUGCAGAAGGUGGCAGAGGCAAGAUUGAAGUUUUAGACAGUCCGGCAAGUAAAAAAAAGAAGCAGUGAGAUAGGCCAGUGAAAAGAGAGGCAGGUCCUCCCUACCUGCGACUGGGGGAAGGUGGUUUCUGGGGUGAUGGGUCCAGGGUCCCUCUGAUGCUCUUUCAGUGUCAAAAAGAAAAAUUUGCAAGUCUGGGUGUGUUCAAAAUAGGAAGUGUUUCGAUCUUGAUGACAGAGAGGGCAGCGCCCUUGGGUACCGAGAAGGGAAAUAGGGAAGAAAUAACUUUUGAUGGGUUGGUUACAUGAGGCAUUUGCCUAAGUUGACAUGAUCUGAACAGUGUGGCCUGUGACUCAGUGAAGCCCAUCUACACUAAAAUCCGGCUACUAGUUAGAACAUUCCCGAUUCCAAAUUGAGGGUUUGGGUUUUGGUUUGUUUCUGUACCAAGGCAGGUUGCGGUUUGUUAUAUAAAAACUGGGUACUAGAGACCAGCCCAGGGUAAUGGCCCCUGCCAUUUAAGGUAUGAUGGUGGCUAGAUUUUAUUAAAGGAAACCAAAAUUGCCUUUUAAAGAUUUGUAAAUGGACAGCAUUCAGAUCCUGUAAAGGCAUACUGAGCUCUUGCUGUAAAGAGGUUUAGUGUUUACAAAUCUCUGUGUGCUUUAUCACUGUGUGCUGCUAUAUGUAUAUGAAUUCAUGUAAGCAUUGUCUUCAAAUUGUGAUGGUACCGACAGCUGAAAGAAUGACUCCAGUUCUCCAGUUAGUUAGCUUACAGAGUGGUGGGUGACGUGGGUAGCUGUUCUGACUCACCAGUCUUGAUUGGGUUUUGUCAGAGCUAGCAAGUGCCAGAGGUGGGAGAAUGAACCAUCCCUUCAGGAGGCUACUUGAGUAUCGGAGCAUGCCCAUUACCUGGAGGACAUGGUAACAGCUCUCUCACUUCGUGGUGGUUUGACAUUCGAUGUGUUGAUGCUUACAUCCUUGCCUCUGAGCCAGGGUCUCUAAACACAGGUUAUGCGGCCUGGACCCAGUUUCCCACCUUCCAGCUCUGUCUGCACCUUCUUCCAUAGUCCUGAGCCUUAGAGAUAUUAUGCUUAUCUUCCCCCCUGAGAACUGAGCCAUUGGGCUUCUGUGCCAAAACAAGAGGAAAGACUGGAGCCAUGGAUGCAUACUCCUUAAGUGAUACAGGCAGUCAGAAGGGCACAUACCCCCAUGGUAGUGACCUAAGCCAGUGGUCAAAAACAUUUUGCACGUUUGUGCAAGUAUCACAUCUUAACUGGGUUUUCUGGUAUCCAGUGUCCACACACAGAUCCCUAGCACAGCUGUGUAUAAUACCCAGAGCCAGUCCGUAGCCUGUUUUUGCAAUAUCCAGGUUUCUUGGUUUAAGAAGCAUCUGUGUAGGUGUGGUUCGGAACUUGAAAAUAAACUUAACCAGGGCUUUGCUUAGAUUGCUGAUAAUAGGGCUCCUGCCUAAUGACUAAAUACAGAAAGUGGGUAUUCCUGUGACAAAGACAGUGGCUUCACAUCUUGGUGAGUGCCAAGCUGUAAGACCACAGCUGAGGCAUAAAAGAGUAAAGCAUUUUUAUUACCAUGUACAGGAGAACAAAGGUUAUAUAUCGUUCUCACACUGGACAUGCUCCCCAACAAAGAAACAGUGGGCACUUCAUUUGGGAAGCCUAUAUGUAAUCAUAAAGGGAAGGCAUGUUGGAGACUGAUGCAUUCCCUCCUGAGCAUACUCAGGUCAUAGCUCAAAGAGGAAAGGUGGCAAAUGGGAACAUCUGAGGGACAGCCUACAUCGUGAAUGAAGAUGAGAUGGUCGGGGAAGGUUCUCGGGUGUUCUUGGGUUUGCAUAACGAACACUCGAUGGGUGGUUAGUGGCUGCUUUGGGAUAACAGCUAGGUUAUAGAUAGGAGUUGGCUGACAGCUCAGAGGGGGACUUGGAGGAGCGGCUCUAGAUGUAUCCCCUUGUACAGGAGCAGAUAGCCCUGUAAGUGUGGUUUGCUUUACCUGCAGUGCCCUUGCACAGCUCUAUCCAUGUACCUACUAAUAGUAGUGUCUCUCUCAUUCGGUCUUUCUAGGCACAAUGGGUCCUAAUCAUAAAUGCCCAUGUCGGGGUUAGGUCCAAUUUCAUAAUGCCCAGAAGGUAGCACGUUAGGCCAGGUUAUGGGUUCCCAUUCAACCAGAAGCUCACGUUUAGAGCAAGAUUGUCAUGUUCGGCUUUUAUUCAUAUGGGAGAGCCUCUGUUGAUAUUGGGGAGAUCUGUGAAAUUUUUUCACUUGGACUGAUGGAGGGGAGCAAAAUGUUUCACGGCAUAACUACCUGACUAGAGAGAGAGUUCACCAUGUGUGCAAUAGUCAGAUUAUCACCAUCAUGGGCUACAGUGGUUGCCGCCCAGUGCAAGAAGAGGCAGUCGCAGUAUGACUCCAAUACACAUAAAUAUUUCAGAGGAUAAUUGUCUUAGUUUACUUUCCUAUUUUUAUGAAGAGACACCAUGACCACAACAACUUGUAAAAUAGAGAAUUUAGUUGUGAGCUUCCUUAUAGUGUCAGAGGGUGAGUCUGAUCAUCUGUAGCAGCAGCUUAUGUCUGCUCUACAUACGGGAGGCAGAGAGUGAGACUGGGCUUGGCUGGGCUUUUGAAACCUCAAAGCCCCCCCUAGUGACACCCCUUUUCCCAACAAGACCACACCUCCUAAUCCUUCCUAAACAGUUCUACCAACUAGGACCCAACAUUCAUAUAAGGACCCUUCUCAUUUAAAACACCACAGUAGUUGAUGGGGUACAUACGUGUUUAGCAAAGUGGUGGUAGGCUUGCCAUUGUUUGUGUGAUUUAUUUGAUCCCCGGGGUUUCUGACCUGACGGAGAGUUCUAACAUGGAGUGGGCUGGACAGACAACCGGGAGAAUGUUGACUCUACCCAUGCUGAUUGCACCAACACUGAAUUUGCUGUUACCUGUGUAACAAGCAGAUAAUGGAGCAAAUUGCGGUCCCUAGCAAAGCCAGGCUGUAGGAAUAGGCUCUCCCUUGUGGCCUGCAUAGUGCCUCUGACACUGGCGGCUAAUGACUGGAUGGGGCAAUGUAUCUUGGUUUAAGCCCAGGUUGGUGUUCCAGUCUCCCAAAGUCUGAGCAUGUGGUGUCUUCAGCAGUGGGGGAUAGUGACAAUAGCCGGUAUAAUGUGGGAACCUCUGGGGCCUGUCUUUCUGGCCAACAACUCCUGGGAAGGUAGACCACCCUCACAUUGGCGUUUUUAUUUAACAACUUUAUGGUUGCUGGAAGCACCAUUAAUGCACAUGUGUCUUUAUUGAAACAUCAACUGCCAUUUAAGUAUUUGUGCCAUUUCUGUAGUGUGAUUUUGUGGCACCUUAUUAGAGACUUGGAACAAAGCUUUCCAACAACCCUUUUCAGACAUGCCGGUUUUACCGGCAGUGAAGCAGACAGACUGCCGCAUUCCACCUGCUUCAGGGUUUCCCUCUUUGUCAAGCAGUUGCUCCAGUGUUGUGGAUAUUGGCUUAUACCCCUCUCUAUGACAGGGAUAUGAAACCCAUUGAAACUGUCUGUUCAGGUGGGGUGGGCCUCAGGACAGUAGGCACACAGUUGCUUAAGCUGUCCCACAAAAAUCUUAAGUUUACUCAAAACUUCUGAGGGAAGAGGGUCACGUUGGGGGAGAUGGAAAGGGUGUUGGAGUACAGUUGAUCAAGACGAAUUGUUUACAUGUAUGAAAUUGUCAAAAAAAUGAAUAAACUCGAUGUUUUACAAAACCA
Molecule: messenger RNA, 4282 nt
Organism: Peromyscus leucopus (white-footed mouse)
Lineage: Eukaryota; Metazoa; Chordata; Mammalia; Rodentia; Cricetidae
Exons: 4
Coding region: 44-601 (185 amino acids)
Biological process (GO): box C/D snoRNP assembly
Molecular function (GO): box C/D methylation guide snoRNP complex binding
Source: RefSeq, a predicted model, not a curated record